AUGUCGGACAAGAAGCUCGUUGUGGUCCUAGGAGCCACAGGACUUCAGGGCGGUUCCGUCAUCUCCGCCCUUCUCUCCUCCCCUUCUUAUGCAGUCCGUGGCGUCACCCGCGACCCCAGCUCCAGCGCUGCACUCUCUCUCUCGGGGAAAGGCGUGCACAUGGUAGCUGGCGACCUUUCCUCCCCUUCCUCCCUCCUGUCUGCUUUUCAAGGUGCCUGGGCCGUCUUCGGCGUCACGCUUCCCUUCACGGCUGUCCCCGAACUCGUGCAGGGGAAGAAUAUCGUCGAUGCGUGCCGUGCGGUUAGCGUACAAGUAUUGGUCUGGAGCUCGUUGAGCGAAGCAAAGAAGGUUUCGGGUGGAAAAUACACCAAGGUUAAGCAUUGGGACGAGAAAGCCGAGGUUGAUGAGUACAUCAAAAGCGUCCAGCAGGAAGCGAUCAUCUUGCAAACAGGGGGAUUCGUGGAGAAUCUCCACAACAUGCCCCUCAUUCGGUCGUGCUCACAGGCCCCAGGCGCCUAUAUCGUCAUAUGGCCCGUUGUUCGUCCUGCUACUCAACUGCCCUUGUCCUACAUUGGGCCCGACUUCGGCCCUUGUGUGAUCCGUGCCCUGGAGGUGUGGGAAGCCGGUGGGGAGGGCAGGGAGAAUCUGACAAGGGCGCCGAUCCCGGUAUGCUCAUUCACGAUGAGUGUUGAGCAGAUGAUAGAUGUCUUGAGGAAGGUGACGGGCACAGAGAUUCGGUAUACGCGCCCUACCCAAAUGCCUACAGAGGAACUACAAGAGAUGAUGUUGCUCGUCGAUGAUGGCCUCAAUUUUCCGAAUGUGCCCUUCCCCACGGAACUUUUCGUCGAACUAGGAGUCAAGUUUCACACGUUUGAGGAUUAUGUGAAAGACGAGUUGGUACCGAAAAUGGAAAACGGCGAACUGUGA
This is a messenger RNA of Dacryopinax primogenitus, 927 nucleotides long. Its product is annotated as NADP-binding protein. Bases 1 to 927 code for a protein of 308 amino acids. The transcript has 4 exons. NCBI's taxonomy places the organism in Eukaryota, Fungi, Basidiomycota, Dacrymycetes, Dacrymycetales, Dacrymycetaceae. The record is from RefSeq and is a predicted model, not a curated record.